Seminavis robusta is the source of this 543-nucleotide messenger RNA. The record is from the annotation of a GenBank genome assembly. NCBI's taxonomy places the organism in Eukaryota, Bacillariophyta, Bacillariophyceae, Naviculales, Naviculaceae.
AUGUACUUUGGAUACAACAAUGAAAGAGGAUGUUAUAUCCAUGUCUAUGAUUAUGAUUAUGAUUAUGAUUAUGCCAAGAUUGACAUGGAUUUGAUGAAGCAGGGAAACAAUGCCCAUGCCACCAUCGUAGCCAGCUAUUACCUGAAUCAUUGCAUUGCUCUGGACUUGGAAGCAGUGCGAAAGGGGAUACUAUGGAUUGCAGAGUGCCAGGGGUAUCAGUGGAUGCCAACAAGGGGCAGUCUCAGGUAUGCAGACAGAUACUGGAAUGACAUGGGCAGCAUUUAUCCGCAGACAAAAUUCGAGAAUACAACUGUUUUCACACCUGCCAUCUUCAAUGUCAUCAAAUCCAUGAUGCGGCCAUUUAUUCCACAAGAUGUCUAUUCCAAGAUCAAGCUUGGCUGCCGAUUUCCAGGGUUCCAUGGACAGCGCUUAGAUUCAGUCUACAUGAUACCAACUCCGCAAAUUGCUGAACAACGUGUCCUCUCAAAGUGGCAUGAGGCACUUCACUUGCAAUACGCAAAUGAGCAGUCUUUCACUUUAUAG